AUAGUGAUCUGUGGUCCACAUUUUAUCUACGUAAAUGUCAUUUUCCUAUUAUAUGUGAAAAUUAUAUUUUUGGAAACCUCAAGAAAAGUAAAGGAACUGCCGUCUAAAGUACAUAACGUAACCAGAGUACUUUGUAAAAGUUACGCGUAAAGGAAGUUAACAUGGGUAGCUGGAAAUUAGAAGUAGCAAGGAUGGCUAUGUAUACUUCACUUCCCGUUGGUCUAUUUUUUUUCUUCAACCAACCAACCUAUUUCGAGGAAUGGGUUACGAAAACUAAGCGCCAAAUAUAUCCUCCUGAAAAUAAGCAGAAUAGAGAAGAUAUACAGAAGUUAAUUCAGGAUAUGAAGAAGAAACAAAUGAGAUCUAUAGAAGGAGAAUAAGUUACCAUUUACAACCUCUAUGGAAACAUUAGCGCAUACUGUGUACAUAUUAGUUUUAAUUAAUGAAACAACAUUUAUUUUUCAUAUAAAUAUAUUAAAAUUAUUGCAUUUAUAGCUACAACAACAAUAUUAUAGAUGCAGCGGUAAGUAAAGGUGUCUCAUAAUCUUUUAUGGUUAAAUACCUAAGUGUAAGUCACAGGUACAAUAUUAUGUUAUAAGAAAUUUGAACAGGAUUCAUUAGUGUCUCAAUAAUUUAGUAAAUUAAAAUAAACCUGCAGAAA
Messenger RNA from Maniola jurtina (meadow brown), 661 nucleotides. RefSeq names its product protein PET100 homolog, mitochondrial. Gene Ontology annotation, cellular component: mitochondrion; mitochondrial inner membrane. The record is from RefSeq and is a predicted model, not a curated record. Gene Ontology annotation, biological process: mitochondrial respiratory chain complex IV assembly. The coding region runs from base 162 to 380 and encodes 72 amino acids. The transcript has a single exon. NCBI's taxonomy places the organism in Eukaryota, Metazoa, Arthropoda, Insecta, Lepidoptera, Nymphalidae.